AUGGAUACUGCUCAAAACGACGAGGUUGAUUUCUCAGGGAACACUUUCGUUAUUCGGCCGAAUUUCAAACACAAAUUCCGACCAGUAGCAGUUAGGGAAGUGAUUAAUUCAGUUCUCUCAAAGAAUCUAACUGACAAAACAUAUAACGCGGAAGAAGUUGCCGAUCUUACGAAGACGCUCUCAGAAAGUAUCAAGGAAGCAGUCAAGGAGCUGGGAUAUGAUCGGUACCGACUGUUGGUCCAGGUAGUCAUUGGGGAACAGAAAGGAGAAGGUGUGAAAAUGGGCUGCAGAUGCUUCUGGGACGCUGACACGGACAAUUAUGCCCAGGACACAUUUAUGAACGACUCGCUCUUUUGUGUAGCGGCAGUUUUUGGACUUUUCUAUUACUAG
Messenger RNA from Symsagittifera roscoffensis, 390 nucleotides. RefSeq names its product dynein light chain Tctex-type protein 2B-like. Gene Ontology annotation, molecular function: dynein intermediate chain binding. Lineage: Eukaryota; Metazoa; Xenacoelomorpha; Acoela; Convolutidae. The record is from RefSeq and is a predicted model, not a curated record. Gene Ontology annotation, cellular component: cytoplasmic dynein complex; cytoplasm. Bases 1 to 390 code for a protein of 129 amino acids. The transcript has a single exon. Gene Ontology annotation, biological process: microtubule-based movement.